Messenger RNA from Dicrocoelium dendriticum, 714 nucleotides. The record is from the annotation of a GenBank genome assembly. NCBI's taxonomy places the organism in Eukaryota, Metazoa, Platyhelminthes, Trematoda, Plagiorchiida, Dicrocoeliidae.
AUGGAGACCGCUGUCCUCUCUGGCAACACUCGUAGGCUUUUCCAACUCAUUCGGUCCACUGGCUUCAAGAAGUCUGUUGUCAGUGAGGUCAUUUGUGAGGUGGAUGAAUCUCCGAUUACCAACCAACAGAGGCUUAUGGACCGCUGGGCCGAGCAAUUUCACUCGCAGUUCAACUGGCAUCCACCAUCCAUCAGUACAUGCAGUACAUCUUGUUGUCCACCCUGGCUCGUCCCACUGAAUCCACCCAGCGAAGCGGAAGUCUGCCUCGAGAUUCGACGCUUGAAGCGCUUCAAGGCUGCCGUCUCAGAUGGACUUCCUCCGGAGCGGUUCAAGUACGGCGGCGUGGCGAUCGUUAACCACCUGACCUCGCUGUUCGCAAAAAUCUGGCAUGAAGUGAGAGUGCCUUCCUCUUGGGGCGAAUCAGUUAUUGUCCCGAUUUUCAAGAAAGUCGCUCGCACUUCAUGUGUACAUCAUCGCUGGAUCAGUCUUAUUUCGGUUGCAUCCGAGCUAUUGGCAUCCAUUCUGCUUCGCAGACUGUCCCCAACACGUGAAUCAUACUACCGUGAAAAACAAGCUGGUUUCCGUCCUGGCCGCAGAUGUGUGGAUCAAAUUUUUACACAACACCAGCUCCUCGAACAUCGCCACAUUUGUCACAGGCCCAGUAUCGUUGCAUUCCUAGACAUACGUGCCGCUUUUGACUCUGUUGAUCGACUU